Vicia faba (fava bean) is the source of this 504-nucleotide messenger RNA. The record is from the annotation of a GenBank genome assembly. NCBI's taxonomy places the organism in Eukaryota, Viridiplantae, Streptophyta, Magnoliopsida, Fabales, Fabaceae.
AUGAAGCGUGGUAGAAAAUGGAACAUAAGCAUCCAAUACGACAUGGUGAUGAAUCCUCUGUCUCAAGCAGAGACACUUUUCUCUGCUUUCUCCAACAACAACAACAACAACAAACUUAGGCGUCUCCCUCACGUCUUCAGCAGGAUCCUUCAACUUCCGUUACGCUCUGACGCUGACGUGGCAGUCGAAGAAUCACCUAACUGUUUCCGAUUCAUGGCGGAAACCGAGUCGUCACUCGGUCACGUGGAGACGCACGCGCUUCAUAUCCAUCCAGGUGUUACCAGAAUUGUUGUGAGGGCAAGUCAGUCACUUCACUUUUCGUUGGAUGAUCUUCAUCCUGAUAUCUGGAGGUUUCGUCUCCCUGAGUCUGUCGUCCCGGAGCUCACCACCGCCGGGGUGGUCGACGGUGUGCUCGUCGUCACUGUUCCUAAGGCUGAACGUGAUGAUGAGAAUAAUACUGCAGCUAUUGAUGGUGGUGGUGCUAGGGUUGUGUUUGCUCAGUAA